Molecule: messenger RNA, 2086 nt
Organism: Selaginella moellendorffii
Lineage: Eukaryota; Viridiplantae; Streptophyta; Lycopodiopsida; Selaginellales; Selaginellaceae
Product: transmembrane 9 superfamily member 2
Exons: 9
Coding region: 178-1965 (595 amino acids)
Biological process (GO): protein localization to membrane
Cellular component (GO): membrane
Source: RefSeq, a predicted model, not a curated record
CACGCUUGCCGAGGCGACUGCGAGAGAGCGAGCGCGUCCUCCUCGGCGCGCGCCGCGAUCUGGGAUCCACAUUCGCGAUCGGAUGCCAAUUCCGCUGGCCGGCCGCUCGUUGUAGGGUAAGAUCUGAGCUGCGCGUCUAGGGUUUUAGAUUCGGCAGAGAGGGAGAGCAAGGGGGAGAUGGUCCAGCUGGGAGGAAUGCGGCGCUGCCUCGCCGCUUGGAUCCUGCUCGCGCUCGCCACUGCUGCGAGUGGCUCCCUGCAUCGAUCGAUUCUCAGCGCCCGAGAUCACACUUAUGGCGAGAAUGACAAGGUCCCUCUCUACGCGAACAAAGUCGGGCCAUUCCACAAUCCCAGUGAGACGUACCAGUAUUUCGAUCUGCCCUUCUGCGAGCCAUCAAAUCUCAAGCACAAGAGUGAAGAUUUGGGUGAGGUUCUUGAGGGCGACCGAAUGGUGACCACUCGGUAUAACAUCACUUUCAAGACUGACAAAGAGACGGAAGAGCUUUGCUCUUUCAAGCUCGAGCCGGAGACGAAACGCAAGUUCCGGAGUGCUAUUGAGCAAGACUACUACUUCCAGAUGUUUUUCGAUGAUCUCCCCUUAUGGGGCUUUGUUGGAAAGCUCCAGACCGACGAGAAAAAGGAGGAGCGCUACAUGCUUUUCACGCAUGUCCAUUUCGAGAUCGCAUUUAAUGACAAUCGGGUGAUCGAGGUCACUGUGUCAACCGAUCCGGAUCACGCCGUGGAUAUCACCGAUGAUGAGCCCACCGAUGUGAAGUUCACUUACUCCGUGAAAUGGAAGAAGACACCGAUCACCUUCGACCGAAGGAUGGAAAAGUAUCAAAAGUAUUCUUUUCUGCCGCAGCAUUUGGAGAUCCACUGGUUCUCGAUUAUCAACUCCUGUGUGACAGUGCUUCUAUUGACGGGGUUUCUGGCAACGAUUCUCAUGCGCGUCCUGAAGAACGACUUUAUCAAGUAUACUAAAGAGGAUGAGGAGGAUCCAGAGGAAACCGGGUGGAAAUAUAUCCAUGGAGACGUUUUCCGGUUUCCAAACCAUCCAAAUAUGUUUGCGGCUGUUAUUGGAAGUGGAACGCAGCUUCUAGUUCUUGCGUUAUGUAUCUUUGGCUUGGCUCUGGUGGGAGUGUUCUAUCCGUAUAACAGAGGAGCGCUCAACACAGCAUGCCUCGUAAUUUAUGCUCUGACAGCUGGUAUUUCUGGGUACGUCUCUGCACACUUGUACCGUCAAAUGGGAGGUGAAGCCUGGGUUCGAAAUCUCCUGCUCACGGCAUCACUUUUUUGCGGUCCUUUGUUUUUGGUAUUUUGCUUCAACAACACCGUUGCUAUAUCAUACCGGUCUACGGCUGCACUUCCGUUUGGAACUAUCGUGAUCAUCUUCAUUAUCUGGGCGCUCGUCACGUUCCCCUUGACAGUUCUUGGAGGAAUUGCUGGCAAGAACAACAAGAAUGAAUUUUACGCACCUUGCAGGACCAAAAAGUUCCCGAGAGAGAUUCCUGCGCUUCCGUGGUAUCGGAAAACCAUCCCUCAGAUGUGCAUGGCCGGUUUCCUUCCUUUCAGCGCCAUCUAUAUCGAGCUGUACUAUAUUUUCGCCAGUGUCUGGGGGCACAAGAUCUAUACAAUUUACAGCAUUCUAUUCAUCGUCUUCAUCAUUCUGAUCAUCGUGACUGCGUUCAUCACCAUCGCUCUCACGUAUUUCCAGCUCGCAAUCGAAGAUCACGAAUGGUGGUGGAGGUCGGUCUUUUGUGGUGGAUCCACUGGCCUGUUUGUCUACGGCUACUGUUACUACUACUACUUUGCGAGAUCGGACAUGACCGGCCUGAUGCAAACUUCCUUCUUCUUCGGCUACAUGGCGUGCGUGUGCUAUGGUUUCUUUUUGAUGCUUGGCUCCGUGGGAUACAGGGCCUCGCUCCUCUUCGUCCGCCACAUCUACAGAGCGAUCAAAUGCGAAUAAAGAAAACCAGAGAGGUGAUUGCUCGGCUGGACUUGAGAUCGUUCUUGCAUUUUGUUAGAAAGAAAAACUUCUAUGGUAUCAUAGAAAGCAAACUAUAAAGGAUAUACUUCGAAUCGACCAA